Molecule: messenger RNA, 1818 nt
Organism: Aspergillus terreus NIH2624
Lineage: Eukaryota; Fungi; Ascomycota; Eurotiomycetes; Eurotiales; Aspergillaceae
Gene: tpcJ
Product: oxidoreductase tpcJ
Exons: 7
Coding region: 1-1818 (605 amino acids)
Molecular function (GO): copper ion binding; oxidoreductase activity
Source: RefSeq, a predicted model, not a curated record
AUGCCGUCGCUGAAGGAUUGGGUGGUCGCUGGGCUCGUGCCCAUGACGAUCGCGAGUAGUACGAGUCGCUUGCCCAGCAAUUGCACGAACGGUCCAAGUAGCCGACGUUGUUGGCAGGAUGGUUUCGACAUCUGGUCCGACUAUACUGAUCCCAAGGUGGCUCCGCCGGGCAAAUUGGUCGAGUACGACCUCACCGUAACCCAGGUAACCAUCAGUCCCGAUGGCUACGAGAGACUAGGGACGGUGUUCAAUGGACAAUAUCCCGGGCCGCUCAUCGAGGCCGAUUGGGGUGACACUCUCCGGAUUACUGUUCAUAACAACCUCACGAAUGGCAAUGGAACCGCUGUUCAUUGGCAUGGCAUCCGUCUGUUUGAGACGAACUGGAUUGACGGAGUCCCCGGGGUGACGCAGUGUCCGAUUCCUCCCGGAGAAUCUCAGGUCUAUGAAUUUCGAGCGACUCAGUACGGCACGUCCUGGUAUCAUUCGCACUUUAGCUUGCAGUAUAGCAACGGGCUGUACGGACCGUUGGUUAUCCACGGUCCAUCUAGUAGCGAUUGGGACGUGGAUCUUGGCCCGUGGACCCUCACCGACUGGUAUCAUGAGGAUGCGUUCACCUUGAAUUGGAUCUCGCUCGCCGGCCAGCUCGCCCCCAUCCCUGUAUCGACAUUGUUGAACGGAAAAGGUACUUACGACUGUGACCCGGGCCUGGACCCGGCCUGCACCGGAAAGCAGGAGUAUUUUGAGACGACUUUCCAGCAGGGGACAAAGUACAAGAUGGCGAUCGUGAACACGGCCACUCUGCUCACCUACACAUUCUGGAUCGACGGGCAUAACUUCACGGUGAUUGAGGCUGAUUUCGUCCCCGUAGAGCCGUACUCGACCAAUGUGCUUAAUGUAGGCAUGGGACAACGAUACGAGAUUGUGGUCGAAGCAAAUGCAGACCGGACGCAGGGCUCCAGCUUCUGGAUCCAUGCGCACUACUGCGAUAUCCCGGACGUCAUCCCGAACAACAAGGUUGGGAUCAUCCGAUACGAUGAGAGCGAUACGAGCGAGCCAGCCACGCCUCCACUGAGCGAGCAGCAUCGAGACUUCGGAUGUUCGGAUCCCAGUCUGGGAGACCUGGUACCGGUCGUCAAGAAAACUGUCGGCCCGCGCGUCAACCAGAUCGGCCCGCACGACUACCUGACGAUCGGUGAACAAGGAAAGAUCCCGACCCCGUGGGAAAAGGAUCCUAGAGUGCAUUUAUGGACCAUCAAGAAUACGGCCAUGUAUGUCGAUUGGCAGACCCCCAGUCUCGAAAAACUCACCGCCGACCACGACGAGGAGUUCCCGCCGGAAACAGUCCCGGUCACCCUAGAUUUCGACACCGGAGAAUGGGUCUACUUUCUCCUCACGAGCAACUAUUCCCUGGAGGACGUCGUGACGCCGCGGAAUCUGACGCCUUCGGUCCACCCGAUCCAUCUCCACGGCCAUGAUUUUGCCAUCCUGGCGCAGGGCAAGGGCCCAUUCACGCCAGAUAUUGCGCCGCAGCUGGACAACCCUCCCCGGCGAGAUGUGGUCGAUGUGGAUAUCGGCGGGUACGCCUGGAUUGCGUUUGAGGUUGACAACCCUGGAGCGUGGCUGUUGCACUGCCACUUGCAGUAUCAUGCUUCCGAGGGUAUGGCGUUACAGUAUAUCGAGCAACCGAGUAAGAUCAAACCACUGAUAGAGAACGCGGGCGUGCUCAAUGAUUUUGGGAACCGAUGCGCCUCGUGGAAGCGCUACUACAAUGCGGUUGACAUUCCCAACGACAGACCUCAAGACGACUCGGGUAUCUGA